AUGAUAUCCAUAAUUUGUUUUGUUAUUAGUAUUAUCGUGUUAAUUUUAUUCAUAGAUACUAUUAGACCAAACAAAUUUCCACCAGGUCCUAAAUGGCUCCCAAUUUGUGGCAAUUUCACUCAGUACAAAAAGAAGUUAAAAUUGCUUGGUUAUCAUCAUCUGGUUUGGCAGGAAUUAUCGGAAGUUUACGGUGAUAUAGUAGGUCUUAAAAUGGGAAGAAAUUUGGUGGUAACAGUUUUUGGAGCAGAAGGUGUAAAAGAAGUACUGACAAGAGAAGAUUUCGAUGGCAGGCCUGAUGGCUACUUCUUCAGGCUACGAACAUUUGGAAAACGAUUAGGGAUCGUAUUUUCUGAUGGCCAAUUUUGGCAAAAACAACGCAAAUUCUCUAUUCAGCAUCUGAAAAAAUUUGGUCUGGGAAGAAAAGAGAUGGAGGAGCAGAUUCAGGAAGAGACCAGAGACUUGAUUCGUGUGAUACGCUCCGAACUGAAGAAGGAGAAUGAAAUAUACAUGAACACCCUGUUCGACACAUCCGUACUCAACGUCCUCUGGGCCAUGAUGGCUGGCGAAAGGUUUCAACUGGACGAUGAGAGACUGAAGAAACUGUUGGAGAUUAUGCAUGACGCUUUUAGAAUUACCGACAUAUCGGGUGGCAUGUUGAAUCAACUACCGCUCCUCAGAUUCAUCGCGCCCAAUGCAACCGGCUACAAUAAAUUAAUGGAAAUCCUUACGAGGAUGUGGGAAUUUUUAGAAGGUGCAAUAGCGGAACAUAGAAGGACCGUUUGUUCGUCUCAUGCGAGAGAUUUGAUCGAUGCGUUUCUUCAGAAAAUGGACGUUAAAAACGAUCCCAGUUUUACAGAUGAUCAACUGAUGUCGCUGCUUCUCGAUUUAUUUAUGGCUGGAUCAGAAACGACGAGCAACACUUUGGGAUUUGCAAUGUUGUACAUGAUCGUUUAUCCUGAAGUACAAGCAAAAGUUCAAGCAGAACUGGACGAGUUUGUUGGCAGAAACAGGUGGCCUACAUUUGCUGACAGGAGCAGAUUAAAAUAUACUGAAGCUGUAUUAAUGGAAAUUCAACGUCGAACCAAUGUGCCUCCAUUAGGUAUAGCACAUAGAGCGAUAAGAGAUACGUUCUUAUUGGGAUAUAAAAUUCCUGAAGAUACAAUUGUCUUAACAAGCUUGUACAGCCUUCAUAUGGAUCCGCAUUUUUGGAAAGAUCCUUUGGCUUUUAGACCUGAAAGAUUUUUGAAUCAAGGCCAGAUUGUUGCAGACGAAAAGUAUUUUGCUCCAUUUGGUUAUGGAAAACGUCGAUGUCUCGGGGAGUCUUUAGCUAAAACAAACUACUUUUUGUUUUUUACGUCUAUACUACACAAUUUUAAGAUCGAAGCUUCGGAACAUGAACCGGAACCAUCACUGGAACCACUUGAUGGAGUCACUUUGUCUCCAAAACCGUACAGAGCUAGACUCAUACCGCGUUUGGAGUAAUUUAAAUAAUAAUUUAAAUUUAAAAACCAACAACAACUUGAACUGGAUUAAAGUUUUUAAGACAUUUAUAAAUGCCUUUAAACUUUUUUAAUGAUAUUAAUCAGCUGCUUAUUAAUAGGGCCGAAUUUCACAUUUAAAAAAUAUGUUAAAUUUAAUCAUUUUGGGUUUUUUUGAGUAUCAUAUUUUGUUAAGUCACUCCUGUACAUCUGCCAUUAAAUCUGUUUAAAUUUGUUAAUUUCCAUAUAAGUAUAAUUGACUGACUUUAUAAUUACUUUUAUUAACUUUAUAAAAAUAUAAUUUAUACUAAUCAUAAGGAGAGAUAUUAGUAAGAAGUAAAAGCUUUCUUUUCAAUUUCUCUGUACUAACAUAGUGAGUAAA
Messenger RNA from Aethina tumida (small hive beetle), 1860 nucleotides. Its product is annotated as methyl farnesoate epoxidase-like. Gene Ontology annotation, cellular component: intracellular membrane-bounded organelle; cytoplasm. The record is from RefSeq and is a predicted model, not a curated record. Bases 1 to 1482 code for a protein of 493 amino acids. Gene Ontology annotation, biological process: xenobiotic metabolic process. Gene Ontology annotation, molecular function: iron ion binding; oxidoreductase activity, acting on paired donors, with incorporation or reduction of molecular oxygen, reduced flavin or flavoprotein as one donor, and incorporation of one atom of oxygen; heme binding. The transcript is spliced from 7 exons. Lineage: Eukaryota; Metazoa; Arthropoda; Insecta; Coleoptera; Nitidulidae.